UUACUUCCAAUUCUUCAACUUCACACUCCACUUAAAGAAUCACAAUAUGGGAAUAUCAAAGAUUCAAUUACUAUUGCUCUUCACUCUCAUCAUUCUUCAAGCCACUUUAAUGGCUUGUGUCCAUAUUAGCAAUGAAAGAAAGCCAUACAUUGUCUACAUGGGAGACCUGCCAGCAGAAGCCGGGAUUUCACUGGUAGAUCAGCACCACAACUUGCUCGCUAAAGCUAUCGGAGAUGAGUCUAUAGCAAGAGAAUCAAAAAUAUAUAGCUAUGGAAGGAGCUUCAAUGGAUUUGUAGCAAGGCUAUUACCCCAUGAAGUGGCCAAACUUUCAGAGGAAGAAAAUGUGGUGUCAGUGUUUGCAAAUACUAAGAACAAACUUCACACAACAAGAUCAUGGGAUUUCCUUGGAAUGACACCAAAUGUACAGAGGAGUCUCCAACUAGAGAGUAACAUCAUUGUCGGAGUGUUGGAUACUGGAAUAUAUGUGAAUGCUCCUAGCUUCAAAGAUGAUGGUUACGGGCCUGCCCCAGCUAGAUGGAAGGGCAAAUGCAUCACAGGGACCAAUUUUACCGGCUGUAACAAGAAGGUAAUAGGAGCAAAAUAUUAUGACAUAGAUGGCAUGAACACUAGAGACAAAAGUCCAGCCGAUGACGACGGCCACGGAACACACACUUCCUCCACCGUCGCCGGAGUUUCGGUAAGUAGCGCAAGCUUAUACGGAAUUGGUAACGGAACUGCACGAGGCGGAGUUCCAUCAGCCCGCAUUGCCAUGUACAAAGUAUGCUGGGAAGAUGGCUGCACAGAUAUGGACUUACUAGCUGGCUUUGACGAUGCAAUUGCCGACGGAGUAGACUUAAUCUCGAUUUCAAUCGGAGGGUGGCCGAAGGACUAUUUUGACGACCCGAUUGCGAUCGGAUCUUUUCAUGCUGCGAAACAUGGAAUUUUAACUUCUUCUUCGGCCGGAAAUGAUGGGCCCUUGCUAGGUUCUGUGUCUAAUGUUGCUCCCUGGAUGUUGACCGUUGGUGCUUCUAGUAUUGAUAGACAGUUUAAAACUGCACUCAAGUUGGGCAAUGGCAUGAAAACUACUGGAAUUUCAAUAAGCACAUUCUCACCAGAAAAGGCAAUGUACUCAUUAACAAGUGGACUUCUUGCAAAGAACAUUAGUAACAGUGAUUAUUUCAACAUCAGCGCUUGUGAUCGGGGGUCAUUGGACAUAAACAAAGUGAAGGGGAAAAUUGUAUUUUGCCUUGGAAAUGGGCCUCAAGAUUCCACCCUUAAAGAACUUAACGGAGCUGGAGUAAUUUUAUCCAUUACUACUAUGGAAGACAUUGCUUUCACUUCUUUAAUAGCUUCAACUAAUGUCAACAUCAAGGAUGGUCUCAAGAUUGGUCAUUACAUCAACUCAACUAAGAAUCCUGAAGCGGUUAUUUACAAGACAAGAGCUGUAACUGUAACAGCCCCUGCAAUAGCAUCUUUUUCUUCGAGAGGUCCUCAAGCUGUCAGCCUCAACAUCCUUAAGCCAGAUUUGGUGGCACCAGGACUAGACAUAUUAGCAGGAUACUCAGAAUUGGCAACAAUAACAGGAGAUACAGCUGAUAACCGAUAUUCCAAAUUCAACUUUCUAUCCGGAACUUCGAUGGCUUGCCCUCAUGCGGCUGCGGCGGCCGCCUAUAUUAAGAGCUUCCACCCCGACUGGACGCCGGCGAUGAUCAAGUCUGCUCUCAUGACCACCGCAACACCUAUAAAGAUCAAAGAUAAGAGCAUGGAAUUAGGGUCAGGGUCAGGACAAAUCAACCCAAGAAAAGCAAUCCAUCCCGGUCUUGUAUACGACAUUUCAAUGAGCAACUACAUUAGCUUCUUAUGCAAGGAAGGUUACAAUGGAACCCUAAUUGGUUUACUUUUUGGCGACAAGAAAAAAUACAAUUGCGCAAACUUUAAAACUGCUCAAGGCACGGAUGGCCUUAACUACCCUUCAAUGCAUUUGCAGCUAGAAAACCCUAAUUCCAACAUUUCUGCCGUGUACUACCGGACGGUGACUCACGUGGGAUACGGGCCAUCGGUAUAUAAGGCGACGGUAAAAUGUCCGGAGAAUUUUUCUGUCAAAGUUAUACCUGAAACCCUAACUUUCAAAACAAGGCAUGAGAAGCUAGAUUUUAAGGUUAUAGUGGAAGGAAAGCAAAUGGCAAAUGGAAAAGGGAUUCAAUCAGCUUUGCUUGAGUGGAAUGAUCACAAGCAUAGUGUCAAGAGCCCUAUUGUACUCUUUAGAAUUUUGAGUAUUUAGAUUCAUUUAGUUCAUUUUAAUUUUAGUUUUUAGUUUUGGCUUAGAUAAGUAGCAAAAUUAUUGAUCAUGAGCUUGUAUUCAUUAUUAUGAAGAAAUAACAUUACUUACCAGUUCAUGUUCAUCAAA
Molecule: messenger RNA, 2407 nt
Organism: Mercurialis annua (annual mercury)
Lineage: Eukaryota; Viridiplantae; Streptophyta; Magnoliopsida; Malpighiales; Euphorbiaceae
Product: subtilisin-like protease SBT4.15
Exons: 11
Coding region: 47-2281 (744 amino acids)
Biological process (GO): proteolysis
Molecular function (GO): serine-type endopeptidase activity
Source: RefSeq, a predicted model, not a curated record